Messenger RNA from Ilyonectria robusta, 1290 nucleotides. Its product is annotated as FAD dependent oxidoreductase. Gene Ontology annotation, cellular component: cytoplasm. The transcript is spliced from 3 exons. Gene Ontology annotation, molecular function: oxidoreductase activity. The record is from RefSeq and is a predicted model, not a curated record. NCBI's taxonomy places the organism in Eukaryota, Fungi, Ascomycota, Sordariomycetes, Hypocreales, Nectriaceae. The coding region runs from base 1 to 1290 and encodes 429 amino acids.
AUGUCAAACGAAAACUGGUCCGGCCCCGGCCAGAUGAGUGUGGACGAGCCCCCAGAGACCGUUGAUGUAGCAAUUAUUAGGUCCGGCAUCACAGGAGCUUCCACUACGUUCAACCUCUCGGAACGUGCUCCAGACCUGAAGGUUGCAACCUUUGACGCACGCGGACUGUGCACUGGAGCGACUGGUCGCAAUGGUGGAUUGAUUGGCCGCCCGGAGUCAUACGACAUUCGUGCUCUCGCAACUGAGCUUGGCGCUGAGGAGGCUGUGCGUCUACAUCAACUCACCCGGAUCAAUAGAGAGAUGAUGGUAGCUGCUAUUGAAGACAUGGGAUGUAGCAAAUCCGUUGACUUGAAUCUAACGGGCACCAUGGUCGUCUUCCAUAGCCAGGAAGAGCGCGAGGCUUUUAUCAGUGAUCUUGAUUUUAGUCGUGAGCAUGGCUUGAAGACGGAGGGGUACCUGGUUGAUUGCGAAGAGGUGGCCAAGAGGAUCGAUAUGUCUCCUUCCACGGCCCAGUUUGGAGCUGCUUGCUUGGACAACUGCGGCUCCAUUUACCCCAGGAAGUUCGUUGCAGCCUUGCUAAAGCGGGCGCUUGACCGAAUGAAGCAUCUUUCUCUACACCCUUUUACUCCAGUCUGGAAGGUGGACUAUGACGAGGCCCAGGAGUUCAAAUAUAGCCUGACGACCAGCAAGGGGGUUGUUCUGGCCCGAACAGUUCUUCACGCCACGAACGGUUAUGCCUCCCAUCUUGUUCCCGCCCUUCAAAGACCCGAUGGCGUUUUCGGUUGCUCUGCACACAUGAUGGCAGUCCAGCCAAAUGUUGAAGACCCUACUCCGCAGAUGGAAUAUGGCCUGGGCUAUCGCGAAUGUUUCCACUGGAUGUUGCAGCGCCCCAAUGCUGGCCCCUUUCUCUACGGACUUUGGAAGGCAGAGCGUAUCGGUCAAUAUAACGACACAGUGACACUAGACGGCAACAACGGUAUCCGCAAAGAGAUGUUUUCCUUCCUCGAGUCUGCAUACCCCAAUAAAUUCAAAAAUCUGGCAUUGGAGAAAGAUGUGCCCUAUGGCUGGCAGGGGGUUCAAGGGUUCACUCAAACCGGGCUGAGUAUCGUGGGUCGUCCAGAGCCUGAACGCAGCGGAGAAUUUGUCGCCGUUGGGUUUAAUGGGGAGGAAAUGGGUCGUUGUUUUGCUUGUGCCUCGGUUAUCUCAGGUGCUAUUUUGGCCGAACUCAAGGGUGAUAAGGACUGGCAGCCCCCAGAAUGGUUCCCACGGUCAUACAAGAGGAACUUGUAA